CUGAUAAACAGCUGGAAUAUUUUUUCAUAUUUUUUAUUGCACAAAGCUGUAUAAAUAACAAUCUGCAAAUUCACCGAAUUUACAAAUAAGUUACGCACAUAGCCUUAACUUAGUUGUUUGAACUUUAACCCUAACAGUCGGUACUUGCAAACUACAAUAUUAAAAUCCGUAUUAGCAGAACUCUUUCGGGGUAAAAUUAGUUGGCUAAAUGGCGCAUCGUCUCCGGUUUCUCAAUUCGAAGAAAACUCUGUUUCUGCUAUGUGACAUUCAGGAGAAAUUUCGCCCAGUCAUUCCGUUAUUCGAAGGCUUGUUGAAAAAUGCGGAUAAGUUAACGAAGGCCGGUAAGGAAUUUCAAAUUCCAUUAAUAGUAUCGGAGCAAUACCCGGAAAAGUUGGGCAACACCGUUUGCGAGUUGGACAUCGCACAUGCUGAAGCUGUUAUAACUAAGACACAGUUUAGUAUGCUUGUUCCGGAAAUGGAAAAUAAAAUUAAAGCAUUAUACGGCGAGAGACCUUGCGAUGUUGUACUCUAUGGAUUAGAGUCUCAUGUUUGUAUAGAGCAAACAGCAAUCGAUUUCUUGAAUAACGGGAUUAAUGUUUACAUUGUGGCUGAUUGCUGCACGUCACGCUUGAAUCAGGAUCGUGACUUGGCUUUGGAUCGUUUGCGGAGCGCUGGCUGUGUGAUUACAACCAGUGAGAGCAUUAUUUUUAAUUUGUUGCGUGACAAAAACAAUCCCAAAUUCAAUGCCAUUAGAAAACUGGUCAAUCCUCCAUCCAUAGAUAUGCAAUUGGCCAAAUCUGGAUCUGGUGGUUCUAAAUUAUAAAUUACUCGUAAGUAAUUGUACAUGAGCAUUUAUUAAUAGCAGCUAGAACGUAUGUGAAAUUAUGGUUAUUGUUAGAAUAUUUGUGAUCGAGAAAAAUGUCAAACUUUUUUAUAAAAUCGAUGUGGAGUGAUGCUUAUUUUACGCGUAUUAUCAAUAUUGUAAAAUCCUAAUUGUAGAAAUAAAUAAUUGAUCCAUGUAUUCAUCGUGAA
Molecule: messenger RNA, 1032 nt
Organism: Anastrepha ludens (Mexican fruit fly)
Lineage: Eukaryota; Metazoa; Arthropoda; Insecta; Diptera; Tephritidae
Product: isochorismatase domain-containing protein 1
Exons: 3
Coding region: 209-823 (204 amino acids)
Cellular component (GO): cytoplasm
Source: RefSeq, a predicted model, not a curated record